UAGGUUGUGAACUCCAUAAAGACAAGGAUUAUCUCUGCUUUAUUUGUGUAAUGUUCUUCCUUGUGCAUGUUAUUUUUUUAAGUAUUUAAAAAAUAUUUGCGUGCAUUUGUUGUAGUUAUGUUUGAAAAGGUCUUAUCUAUUAGAGAUGCUCAGUGAGGUAUUUAGAGGCAAAAUUAUAUGAUGUCUGGGAUAUGCUUUUGACUAUUCCAGAUAUAUUCAUAAAUUACUUUCUCAAAGAAGAAAAAAUAUUUAAUUUAAAAAUUCCUAGAGACACAUGGUGGCGCUACAGGAUAAGAUGAAAACAGUAAAUGGGCUGACGUGGGCUUCAUUAUUCUGAACAAAUAAUAUCUAACCCACUGAAAAGAGAGGCAUUAAAAGAGCUAGCUCACAGCUGCUGGAGGGAUAUACACCCUCGGGGAGGGGGAGGGGAGUUCCUAUUGAAAACUUGGAGCCUUGGCUUCCAAAAGUAGGGCUGAGCCUAAAUUUUUUUCUCAAAAGAGGUUGCCUGAAGGAAUCAUGAAGAUCAGAGGGAUGCUUUGUCUGCGGAAGAGGCAAGUCCUGAUUUUCUUUGUUUUGGUAGGAUUAUCUCGGGCAGGUACAGAAUCUGCACGCUAUUCUGUGGCAGAGGAAACAGAAAUUGGCUCUUUUGUGGCUAAUCUGGCAAGGGACUUGGGGCUAGGGGUGGAGGAGCUGUCUUCACGGGAGGCUCAGGUAGUGUCUGAUGAUAAUGAAAAGCAUUUGCACCUCGAUUUGCUAACUGGGGAUUUGCUCCUAAAUGAAAAACUGGACCGAGAAGAGCUAUGUGGCUCCACUGAGCCCUGCAUGCUGCAUUUUCAGGUGGUGUUGGAAAACCCUUUACAGUUUUUUAGGGCUGAGCUGCAUGUCAAAGAUAUAAAUGAUCACUCUCCUGCAUUCCUGGACAAGGAAAUACUUAUUAAAAUAUCAGAAAGCACGACUAUUGGAACCACAUUCCUAAUGGAGAGUGCUCAAGAUUUGGAUGUUGGAAGCAACAGUCUUCAAAACUACACAAUUAGCCCCAAUUCUUACUUCUAUAUCAAAAUUCGAGACAGUGGUGACAGAAAGAUAUACCCAGAACUGGUCCUAGAUAGAGCAUUAGAUCAUGAGGAGGAAAAUGAACUCAGAUUAACACUCACAGCACUGGAUGGUGGAUCCCCACCCAAGUCUGGGACAACUUUGGUUUUCAUCCAGGUCUUGGACAUCAAUGAUAAUGCUCCUGAGUUUCCUCAGAGUCUCUAUGAGGUGCAAGUCCUGGAGGACACACCCCUUGGCUCCUGGAUUAUCACCAUCUCUGCGAAGGACUUGGAUACAGGAAAUUAUGGAAAAAUAUCUUACACGUUUUUUCAUGCAUCAGAAGAUGUUCGUAAAACAUUUGAAAUUAAUACACUAUCUGGGGAAAUUAAUUUGAGAUCAAGCCUGGAUUUUGAAGUAAUACAGUCCUACACUAUUAAUAUUCAGGCAACAGAUGGUGGAGGUCUCUCAGAAAAAUGCACCCUUCUAGUUGAAGUAAUUGAUAUAAACGACAACCCACCAGAAGUGACCAUGUCGUCCACUACAAAGAGAAUUCCAGAAAAUGCCUCAGAGACCUUAGUAGCUCUUUUUAGUGUUCGAGACCAAGAUGCUGGAGACAAUGGUAGGAUGGUUUGCUCUAUUCAAGAUGAUCUCCCAUUUCUUCUGAAACCAACCUUCAAGAAUUUUUUCACUCUCAUUUCUGAAAAAGCACUAGACAGAGAGAGCAGAGACGAGUACACCAUCACCAUCACUGUCACUGACUUUGGGACACCCAGGCUGCAAACCCAGUACAAUCUAACUGUGCUGAUCUCUGAUGUUAAUGACAACGCCCCCGCCUUCACCCAAACCUCCUACACUCUGUUCGUCCACGAAAACAACAGCCCCGCCCUGCACAUAGGCACCAUCAGCGCCACAGAUAGAGACUCAGGCACCAACGCCCAGGUCACCUACUCCCUGCUGCCACCUCAGGACCCCCACCUGCCCCUCGCCUCCCUGGUCUCCAUCAACGCAGACAACGGACACCUGUACGCCCUGAGGGCGCUGGACUUCGAGGCCCUGCAGGCGUUCGAGUUCCGCGUGGGCGCCACAGACCGAGGCUCCCCGGCGCUGAGCAGCGAGGCGCUGGUGCGCGUGGUGGUGGUGGACGCCAACGACAACUCGCCCUUCGUGCUGUACCCGCUGCAGAACGGCUCUGCGCCCUGCACCGAGCUGGUGCCCAGGGCGGCCGAGGCGGGCUACCUGGUGACCAAGGUGGUGGCGGUGGAUGGCGACUCUGGCCAGAACGCCUGGCUGUCGUACCAGCUGCUCAAGGCCACGGAGCCCGGGCUGUUCAGCGUGUGGGCGCACAAUGGCGAGGUGCGCACCGCCAGGCUGCUGAGCGAGCGCGACGCGGCCAAGCACAGGCUGCUGGUGCUGGUGAAGGACAAUGGCGAGCCUCCGCUGUCCGCCAGUGUCACGCUGCACGUGCUGCUGGUGGACGGCUUCUCCCAGCCCUACCUGCCGCUCCCGGAGGCGGCGGCGGAGCAGGCCCAGGCCGACUCGCUCACCGUCUACCUGGUCAUCGCCUUGGCCUCGGUGUCCUCGCUCUUCCUGUUCUCGGUGCUGCUGUUCGUGGCGGUGAGGCUGUGCAGGAGGGACAGGACGGCGUCUGCGGGUCUCUGCUCGGUGCCUGAGGGCCACUUUCCGGGCCACCUAGUGGACGUCAGCGGCACUGGGAUCUUGUCCCAGAGCUACCAGUACGAGGUGUGUCUGACCGGAGAUACUGGGACAAAUGAGUUUAAAUUUCUAAAGCCAAUUAUACCCAAUUUUCUUGUCCAUGGCGCUGGUAGGAAUGCGGAGCAAAAGGAGAAUGUUCGGAAUAGCUUUGAAUUCAACAUUCAAUAAUACAAUGCAUUUAAA
Messenger RNA from Nycticebus coucang (slow loris), 2928 nucleotides. Its product is annotated as protocadherin beta-14. Gene Ontology annotation, molecular function: calcium ion binding. Bases 517 to 2913 code for a protein of 798 amino acids. Gene Ontology annotation, cellular component: plasma membrane. The record is from RefSeq and is a predicted model, not a curated record. Gene Ontology annotation, biological process: homophilic cell-cell adhesion. The transcript has a single exon. Lineage: Eukaryota; Metazoa; Chordata; Mammalia; Primates; Lorisidae.